Messenger RNA from Bacillus rossius redtenbacheri, 16806 nucleotides. RefSeq names its product forkhead box protein K1 (gene FoxK). The record is from RefSeq and is a predicted model, not a curated record. Gene Ontology annotation, molecular function: DNA-binding transcription factor activity, RNA polymerase II-specific; protein binding; RNA polymerase II cis-regulatory region sequence-specific DNA binding. The transcript has 10 exons. NCBI's taxonomy places the organism in Eukaryota, Metazoa, Arthropoda, Insecta, Phasmatodea, Bacillidae. Gene Ontology annotation, biological process: regulation of transcription by RNA polymerase II. The coding region runs from base 133 to 1878 and encodes 581 amino acids.
AUUCCUGAAGUAACAACAAAACACGAAAGUCGAUAGUCAUGUGUUUUCAUGCCACCCACGUUUUGGAUUGUGGGUAAACAUCCGUAGCUACGAUCUUCAUCGGCUCCGAUAGGAAGCCAUAUUCACCGAGUGAUGUCUGCACAUUCACGGACGCAAGAGAGCGAUGCUUGGGCACUUUUAGCCCUAAAAUCGGCUCCAGCUAGUCCAUCAAAACUUCAAUGGAGUCCAGAAACGAAGGGGACUCCAAUUGCACGAUUAGAAGGUCGAGAAUUCGAGUAUAUGGUGCGGCAGAAGAGGAUUACUAUAGGCAGAAACAGUUCGCGAGGCGAGGUCGAUGUAAACAUGGGACACUCAAGUUUUAUAUCACGUAAACAUAUUGAAAUAUAUUUCGACCACCCUCACUUUUUUAUGCUGUGCAAUGGGAAAAAUGGAGUGUUUGUAGACGGAGUUUUUCAAAGAAAAGGAGCCCCUUCGCUACAAUUGCCGAAAACGUGCACGUUCCGCUUCCCAAGCACCAACAUCCGGCUGGUGUUCCAGUCGCUGGUGGAUGAGGCCGACCCCCCAGUGACGGUGCAGCAGCCGUCCCCGGCCAAGACGCGGGCUCCCCUGCCCCCCCUGCGCAUCAACAUCCCCGACCAGGAGGCGGGCUUCAGCAGUCCCUUCCCCUCGCCCACCGGCACCAUCAGCGCUGCCAACUCGUGCCCGGCUAGCCCCCGAAGCGGCCACAGCCGCCGCAAUGUGAGCACGGACCUGCAGAUGGUAGCGGCAUAUGCUGCGGCCGUGGCGAGCGGUGCUGGGGGUGGUCCGCACUCUGUCGUCAACACCAUCACGGUGACGACAUCCAGCUGCCAGGACGACAGCCACGGGGCGCUGGUCACCCAGAUGGAGCAGAGCGCGGACAACCACCAGCCAGACACCAGCAACAAGCGCCUCCACCCGGCGGCGGGCACCAACGGCACCACCUGUCCUCCGCCCGUGUCCGAGCCCUACAGCCCGCCCAAGGACGACUCCAAGCCUCCGUACUCGUACGCGCAGCUGAUCGUACAGGCCAUAGCGUCGGCCCAGGACAAGCAGUUGACGCUCAGCGGCAUCUACUCGUACAUCACCAAGAACUACCCGUACUACCGCACUGCCGACAAGGGCUGGCAGAACUCGAUCAGACACAACCUGUCCCUGAACCGCUACUUCAUCAAGGUGCCGCGGUCGCAGGAGGAGCCGGGCAAGGGCUCGUUCUGGCGCAUCGACCCGCAGUCUGAGGGCAAGCUGAUAGAGCAGGCGUUCCGGCGGCGCCGCCAGCGGGGCGUGCCCUGCUUCCGCACGCCCUUCGGCCUGUCCUCCAGGAGCGCGCCGGCCUCGCCCAGCCACGUGGGCAUGAGCGGCCUCAUCACGCCGGAGUCUCUGUCGCGCGAGGGCUCCCCGGCCCCCGAGCAGUACGUGGAGGCCCCGCCCGCCACCGUCUCCCCGCCGCACCACGGGGUGACCUUCGUGAGCGGGCUGGUGGGGCAGCACCCCCAGGUGGCGCUGGUCGGCAAGUCCCGCAUCAUGCUGCCGGCCCAGCAGAUCACCGUCGUCACCAACGGCGUGGGGGGGGAGGUGGCGUGCGAAGAGAAGUACCUGGUGCCGGGCAACACGGCGGCGCUGGUGAGCGUGAAGGAGGAGCGCUCCCUGUCGCCCACGACCUUCACCCCCGCGCCCGUCAUCGUGCAGGCCGCGUACAACUACAGCGGCACCUUCAUGACGCCGGGCGGCGGCGGGCUGGAGCAGGGCGUCAAGAGGCACGCCUCGCCGCCCGACUCGGACGACGGUGGCGCGCUCGACGAGACAGAGGACGGCAAGAAGGCGCGCCUGGAUGCCCAGCGGCUGGAUGGCGAGAAGUGAUGCGCGCCCUCCCGGAUCUGACCGCACGCCUCCCUGUCGUGGUCUCUCACCUGCACAGCAGUCGCAUGCGUAGUUGCCCCCCCCCCCCCUCCUCCUCUGCCCCACGCCCCACCCCCGCCAGUCGUUCACGUCUGUCCUACCGUAGCGGAACAUUCUUUCAGUACGACAGGUUUGGUUUAAACUGCCGUGGACACUCAUGUUUAGUUAGAUAAGUUAACUAAUCCUUAUAAUUACGUAGAUAAAAAAAAAGUAUCAUUAACUGAAGCACACAAGAUGUUCUAAGCACAGGAUGUUUGGAACAGUAUCUGUGGUGACUAAUGAAUCUACUAUAAAAACCGAUUGUCGAAUAAGAAUUGGAAAAUUUUUUGGUUUCAAAUUUUUAUUCUUUUGAUCAUGAUUCUUAUUGGAAGGAUCGAUUCGAGCCAUCACUAAAUUGGAGCACUCGACUGGAGUGUGGACGUGUGUCGGAGCGCGGACUGCAGUCUGGGUGGCAGACCCGGCUCGGCGGUGCUCGGGCCGAGCCGGAUGUCUGCUCAGUGGGCAGUAGCUUGUUCCGCACGCGUGCGGGAGGUCUUCUCCGGUGCACGCGAAGGUCAGUCCGAGCAGGAGAGCGACCAGCGUCAAAUUUUUUACAAAUUAUGAAUUGUACGUGUAAACGCUUGUGUGUGCUUGGUUUUAAUUCAUAGUCAUGAAAAUUAAAUGACUUUUUGUUUGGUUGUUGUAACACUUAGGACAUUCUCUGCUUGUGGUGGUGAAAUGAUUUUGUAAAGCAAACAUAUUUUUUGUGUACUAAAUACCAUAUUUACCUCUGCACUUUGGCUUAGAGUGGAUGCUGGAGGCUCCCGGAGUUGUAAUUCUGCGACACUUGGCAACCGCGGGGUGACGCUGCGGUGUAUAUAAUCACUUGAUUUGAUGUUGCAAUAUGUGUAUGUUUAGAUGUUUUGCUCACCGAUUUGAUGUGUCCACCAAACACACGUCGUAGAACAUGGUUUUCGUCUUGAGAUUAAACUUGGAAAAUGUGCUUUUUUUUUUGCACAUAUCUGUAGAAUGUUGUGUUUUAAAAAAAGGCAGUGCUAGCUGAGUCACUAGAGUUAAUAAUUUUCUUCUUGAAUGGCGUUGUCAUCGUUGAUGUCACAAGCAACUCUAAAGACCACAGAACUGCCCACUGUAAAUAUUUGUGUUGUAAUCUAAUCUGGAGAUAGUAAAAUAAAUGAAAAGCAAGGGUGCCUUAGUUAAAUAUUAACAAGAAGUGGACUACGUCCUGAAUCAAGAAGCUAGUAGUAGAGCAGCAGGCUCUGCCUCACGUGUUUCUUGCUCGUACCAUGAGCACUGCUAGUGCUCGUUAAAGGCUAGGGAUUGUCAGCCAUUUUUAUUUAGUAGUGAUGUGUUGUUCUACUUUUUUUUCCCCGGUUCUCGGUUCGGUUCCAGUUCCUAAAAAUCAUUUCUCAGCUCUCAGUUUCAUCUUAACCUCCACACAAUUUCAAGUCGCACCAAAGAUACAGUAUACCCUAAUAAAUAGUGAAGUUGUUAAAUGUGACUCAUCAGCGACCUUACUGUACCAUAAUUAGACCACAAACAAGUCGCUUAGCCCCUGGGUAGCUUAGUUGCUUCAUUGCACUGCAUCUCCAACAUCCUGUGAACAUUAAAAAUUAUAUUAAAAAAAUAAUUCCACUUAAAAAAAAUAUUUUGAGGUAAGCUAUUUUUAAUACUUAUUCAAUAAAAGUGAAUAGAUAGUUAUAUCCAUGAAGUAAUGAAAGGACCCUUUGUCUUGCAAAAGCCAAUUCUUCAGAAUAAUGGGAUUAUUAUUGUCAUUGAGUCGUUUGGCUUGGAAAUCCGUGGCUUUAAAAAUGUAGUUGACUGGGGUGGAAGUGCUGAAUGCUUGAGAGACCAGGCAUGUCAGAAGGGCAUACGAAGGGAAAAACAUCUUUCGGGAGAAGGGGGUGGGAGUGAUGGGAAAACUCGGCCAGCCUUCGCAUCGCUGGAGGAAUGAGAGAGACAGAGAGACUGUGUAAAGUACCGGUCGUGUUGCCUUGAAGGCUGUUAGAGGUAGGGCAAGUGGACAGAACAGAGGAAGUUUUUGUUUUGAGUGCUGAAAGACAACUUUAAAUCAUGUCAGUUAAUUUUUUGAUAGAGUUUUAAAAGUAUAUUAAGCCCGUGUUAUUUUUCUAUAAGUCUACCUUUUAUUUGAAAUGGUGAUCCCUGGCUGCUAGUGAAAAGAGGGACAAAAGGGUCGGAAUCUCGGCACAAAAACUUUUUUUUUCAUUCAUUCAUUUGUUUAUUUAUUUGCUCAGACACUUCUGCCGGCGGUAUCUUUCAAUAUGGGCGUGUCAAGAGGGUGGAGGGAGGGAGGGGUGACUGCCCUUUGUGGGUGUCGCCUGCAAUUAUCAAAGAUAUACUUACCAUUCAUUUGUCUCAUUGCGCUUGAAGUAAAGUUAAAAGCCGUGUGCGUGUUGGUCGCCUUUGCUCAUCACUUUCAGCCAAAGGUCACAAUACCCACCCCCAGCUGGGUACUAACGUGUAUAAAAAAUAAUAUUGCUCUGCCCAAAUACUAACAGUUCCAGAGCCAAAACCACGUCUGAAACCCACAAAUCAGAAUGGAGGUAGACUUAAAGAAAAUAUUACAAAUUGUUGAUAUCAAAAUUAAUUCAAAAGCUUUAAAAAAUUCUUUACAGCACGGAAUUUAUACCACAGCAUUUUACCGAGGAAAGUAUUAGCUGUUAUGCUUUCCGAAAAUACCGGCACCGGUACUGGUACCAACAUUAUAUUUGUGGUUUGCGAUGCUGGUUAAUGUACUGAGAACCGGCGGAACCGAGAACCGGAACCAUAAUUCCUUUCACUCCACCUAUUAUUUUAUCCUCUCAAAGACAUUGACAGCUGUUUGGGCAUCCACAUUUCUAUAUUUUGCCAAUGGCAUUUCGCUUAGCAUAACCCACAUUUUUGCGUAAAUUUACGCACUAGUAGGCAUUUUUUUUAAAUAUAAAUAAAUAGGCACAGCUAUGCGUAGAUCACUUUAUUCCAGUGAAUCAAGUGUUUCAUUUGUUUUGUAUUUUUAAAGAAGUUAUUCCCCAGUCUAUUGAGUUACUUCAGUAACAUUUAAAAAUUAGUGACUGGUAGGCGAAGACAGCUGAGCUUUCAGUAACAACUCGUUUCUUGUGAGCCAAGGUACAGUGUAUGAGUAUGAAUGUACAACAUCCUUAAACUAUAUCCAAAUGCAGACAAUGUAGAGUUUUGUUAGAUUUUUAAUUCUGUAAACUGCAGUUUUCUUUUACAAUUUUUUUAUUUUUAUUUUUUUUUUAUUUACUGGGUUGUUACUCAUCUGUUUUAAAAUGUUUACCAGCAAGUUGUUGACUUUGGAAGAUUAGCGUAUGGACAGGAAUCCUGCAACACGACCUGCAAACUAAACAAAAUAUUUAAAGCAUUAAAAAUGUCAAGUUUCUCAAAGGAUCCAAAAACUUUUCAAUAACUAAAUUUCAUUGAGCACAUGCUUGUAAGCAUAAAAAAAACUUUAUAAUUAGCUCUGUUACUAAGGUAACUCAUUCGUAACAAAUAAUAGCAGGUAAUAUUUUCUUCAUAUUGAAGUUAGUAUGUGCAUUUCUUUUCCUUGAAGACCAAAAUUGAUGGCAUGAAUGAUAUAGGUUUUACAAAGACAUUUUAUGUAGUACAUAUAUGUAGAUAAUAUAGCAAUCAUAGCAGCUAAGCACAAAUAGGUGAGAUGCAAAAUAUUUUAAUUUGAUAGGUUACUAAAUAUUUGUUUUUAAAAUAUCAGUGGUUUGGGCAUAAACACUUUCUCUUAUGUCAUUCAACAGCUAUAGUCGUAUUAAAAGUUAUGAUGUCGGCUUACGACAGUCAUAAAACCUUGUUGGUCGAACACACCAAUAUUCGUAGUCGACUAUGAUGUUGGAAACUGCUGAAAUUGGUCCCACUGAAACAAUCAAUAUCAAAAGUUGAUGAUUCAAAACAAAUAUUGCUUCAACCCAGAAACUGAAAAAAUUGUUUAAAUAAGUUGCGAACAAACCAUUUGAGCUACCGGUUAGUUAAUGGUUACAGUGUAGACUUGAAUCUGCAAUUAAGUGGAAGAACUAUAUGAAACUAUAUGAAAGUAAGAUGCUACUGUUUUUCUCUUGGCACCAAAAUUGAAGUAAACUUAUGAUCGCUGUAAGUCUGUAGUCGGUAAAUGGACAAACAGUAGAUGCCUCCCCUGUAGCUAUGGAUCAUCUCGCUUCUAGUUUGCAGUCCGGAGAAAAUAUCGCCCUCUGUUGCCAAUAGUGAUGCUAGUUAGCCACAUGGAUUAGUUAUGUUCCAAUAAUUAAUCAUAAUGCUUAUAUUUAGGCCAUUGUUAAGUAUAUAAAGUUUUAAAAAUUACUGAACUAUAUUUUUUUCAUAUCUUUUUAUGACUAUAAAGUAGUGUCUAUUGACAGUAUUUCAGUUGUAGUUAUUCUAAAAACUCUUAAUUCUAUACUAAGUGCCAAUUUUUUCAUACGAGAGAAUAGCACCUUAUAAAUUUCAGGCAUUCCAUUAAAUCAUGUGCUUGCUGUUCAUGAACACUGCCAAACGUAAAUAUUAAAUUUUAAAAAAAAGUUAACGGAAUUUAAAACUAAGCCGGCAACUUUUGGUUCUGCCUUAUAUUUAGUAAAAAAAAAAAUAUAUUAUGCUUUUGGUGAAAAAUGCAACCAGAAUAUGCAUUAUUUUCCAAAUUCUCAUUUAAAUAUAAUUUCUUUUUUACAGCAUACAAUAAAACAGAUUUUUUUCAGAAAUAUUUAUUAAAGACGGCAUAAUUUUUUUUAAGCACUUCAAAGUUGUGUCUGAAAUGUUUGGCUCUAUGGUGUAAAUCUGGCAACAGUGGUACUGACAGUGAGGGACCGGUGUUGAGUCGACGACCACAGUUCAGAGAAGCUUGGUCGGCCCUGAAACCUUACCGUAACGUUCCAUGAACAGAAGGAAACCUAGAAGGGACAAAGGAUCACUGCAGUCUAACUUAUCGAGGCUCGCCACCGUGUGAGACCACCAGGACAGCUUGCCAGCAGUCCCAGGCGGCGCUGCGGUGAGAUGGGCCGAGUGACGCUGUUUGGGGGCAGAGCCUGUGGCUUCUUAAUUACGCUAGUUGCGUGCGAGUCAGAUCAGUACUAUCGCCUCUCCAGUCUCAUGCAUCCUUGGCCUCGUGUGUGGACAGUUCUGGCAUCUCGAAGAUACCACUUCUUGCACCCUUUUUUAAAUUUCAAAAUGUGGUUUUGUUUUGUUUUUUAUUUGUGAAAAAAUAAUUAUCAUUUUAGUUGAUGCUAAUUUCCUUGGGGAAGCAUUUUCAAUAAAUUUAAAUGUCACAUGGUUUUAAUAUUUUAAUUAAUUUGUGAUGCGUCAAAUUCAAAUCCUCUUUUUCUGAAAUCUGAAAUUUAAAUAUGAUUCUUAGAAAUGUGCCUUGAAUCCCAAUCUAGAUCUCAAGAGUCAGUGAUAAAAUAAUACAUUAAAUAUAAAAAAAAUUAGUUUAACUCGUUCUAAAUUUAUUUUCUAAUAAAAAGCAUAUGUACUUGUUUAGGAUAUGAACUUUUUUUUUCUUGGAGUGCUAAAUAGUGAUGUCUCUGGUUGGUCCCGCCGGUUCUCUACAAACCAACCCACAGAGAACCUUUCCCGGUGAGAUACAGGCGGUGCCAAAAUGUCGGUAAACCUUCCAUCUGGUUGGCCACAUUCUGGAAGGUCAGGAAAGUCGGAGUUGGUAGGGACUGUACUUGAUAUCCUGGAAAAGUCAUGGAAAUUCCCCAGUGACAAUAAUUUGAGGGGAAAAUUUUUGUAUUCCAGUCUGCCAUCACCCAGACUGUAAAAGCUUUUUUUUUUUUCUUCAGAGGGUGUUUUAAGUGUACAGUCAUACACACUAUAAAAUGAUGUAUGCCAGAUUUUAUUUGAAAAUUUUUAUUAUUAUAUAAUUCUUAGCUAUCUAUGGGAAUGGUGGAGGCUGUAUUGUCAUUAUUUCUUUCAGAAAAUUGCAAAAUAUGUAUAUAUUUUUUAAUAUAGCUAGGGAAAUUUGAAAUUUUGGUCCUAGAAAAUGGGAAAUGAUAUUGAGGGUUUGUGUGGACACUUCCUUUUAGGACACCCGCCCAGAAGGAAAGUUAACACUGGCAGGAAUUAACAGAAUGUAAGCUAGAGACAUCUUUGUGCCGAGAUCCAUACGUUUUUUAGUCCAUCUUUUCAAUUUGAGAUAGGGAUGUUCAUUUCAACUAAAAGUAGACCUAUGGAAAUGUUACACAGACCCAAUAUUUUAAUACACCAUGAUUUACAGUUAUCGAUACUAACCGUAGGUAUUUGCUACAACUUUCGCAGCACUACACUUGAUUUAACUCAACAAACAUAUAUUAAUAAAGGUACACUUAUGUUAACUUGAGGGUUACUUCCCGUGCCCAUUAUAAGACAUACAUAACAUGCAAUUGCAUUAGUGUGUUGCUGUUGCUGCAUUAGUUUUUAUUACUUAAUUUUUCUUAAUUUACCUGAUUUCUGUAUGCAGAUUUUUUUUUCUCAAGCAAUUAUUUGAUAGGUGUGCCUUAAUUAAAUAUUGACUCAGCAAAACUAGUUGUUAGUACGUAUCACUAGAUAUUGCUAUGCCACAGGCAGUCUGAACAGUGCUGCCCCAACAUCUAGUGAGACGUGAAGCCAUGUGCUACCUAGGGGCUGGGAUUUGUUUGUGAUUGAAUUAUGAUAAAGUUCAAUUUGAACAAACAAACUCACCAAGUAUUAUGACAUAGUUUAUGUUUGGUGUGGCUGGAAAUUGUGUCGAGGUUAACAUAGAUUUGAGAACUAUAUUUAAGAUCUGGAACCAAACCGUGAACCAGGAAAAAGUGGAAUCCAUCCAUCAUUCCUGCUAAAAAAAAACACUCUCACAGCAUUGCAGCUGGUAUCUGACACAUUACAAACAUUUCUUUGAUAACAAGGGUAGAGAUAAAUAAUGUAGCCCUUGUCAACUUCUUAUGUAGGUAGCUAGUAUCUGAAUUAUUGAUUUUCUCCUCAAAUUAUUUAUUAAUUUUUUUUUAUUAAUGAAAUACUUCUAAUCCAAAUAAAAUAUUUAAUGAUAUUCGAGGAUUUGAUGGGCUCAUCAUUAAAAAUAAUGCUACAAAUUCAAGUUUAACAACCACAGUAAAAAAAAUAUCUUUCGUACUCUUUUUAGAAAGGAAUCUGGGAAAAAAAUUGAAAAUGUGAAGAAGGUUAAUAAAAUAAAGAAAAAAAAUUUACACUGUGUGGUGGUGUCUGUGCUAUUAUUUUCUCGGACGCUUCCUUUGUAGAUACCUUUGAUAUCAGCUGAUAAUGUGGUAUCAAGAAUGUAUUGUCCUAUCAUUAAUUUUAAUCGCUGUCCAAGCUAUAUUUUUUUAAAUUGAGAUGUUUGUUGAUAAAAUGUAAUUAAUGAGACAAUAUAAUAAUUUUUACAAUCCACUUUGCGUAUAUACAUUUGUUCUUUUUUAAUAUUUGAAUUAAUAGUAUAAUCCAGAAUUAUUAAUGCUCUUUUCCAUGUCUGGUAUGUAUAGGUUUAUACAAGUGAAUGUGGUAUUUUUACUGUCAAAUGUGUUUGUUUUGCAUUAUUUUAUUUAAAUGAAUUGAAUAAUGGUUUUAUGUACAUAAAAUUAAGUUUAUAACAAUUGAAGAAAUGUUUGAAAUGGUUUUCCUUUAUAUGAUUCAAAACUACCUAGGACCAUCUGCAAGUCCAGUUUGGUAAAUAACUUUAUGAAAUGUAUCUAGUUUAUCUUCGUAGUGGCUGCGUGUUAAGAUGUAGGUAAUACCAUCUCCGAUAUCUGUGUGUAAUUGUUUGUUGUUUACUUAUGUGCUCAACAUUUUCCCUUUCACUCUACUCGAAUUGUAAAUUUCAGUUAAUUUUUAUUUGGUUACAAAAUAAAUUCCUUGGUGACAACAUGAAAUCACAGCGUAUGUUUGCAGAACGUGUUUUUCCAAGCUCUCAGGUGAUCAUCAGCGUCUCCUACGGCAUGGUCAGCGUUGCUUUGACGCGCCAUCCAGCGACAUACAUAUUGUUGGUUUGUUUGAGUGAAAAAUUUUUGGAAGAAGCUGUGUGUGCUGUCUCGUUUCUGUUGUGUGUCAGCUGUGAAUACAGUGGAUCCUUGCAAUAGGAGAAAAUGAAUCAGAUGCUUAAGGUGGAUAAUUAUGAGUAAAUGCAUAGUUUGUCUCCCUCUCAACAAGUCCUGUUGCAAGACAUAGUUGAGUAACCUGCAGCAUCGCACCAGCCAUUAUCAAUAUUUCAAAGAACCACCGAUUUCGUCUUCUUCUGAAGCCUUCAUUAAUGCCAGAGAUAACCGUUUCAGAAAUGACUUUUCGUAACACUCAUUCAUUACAAUUAAAACACACCUGAUUGAUCUCUGAUGAUACUUUUACAUUUCUAAACAUUUGUUGAUUGCAGCUGUAAGUCCCUUCCAUCGUGCAGUUCUUAGUAUUUUGCAAUAGUUUUAAAUUUGAGUUAUUUAGCCGAAAAAUAAUAUCAUCUUCCCGGGCUUUUACACGGAAGAAAAUGACCAGUUGUUUGUGAGCUGGCAACCAUAACCAAUGACCACUACGUACUCCAGUCCAAGAUGAGCCCAGCAGGACACACAGCCAGGUCCAAACUGAACAUGGGGCAGCUGUGGUGCAUUUGUAAAACCAAGAUUGCCAGGUCUUGUCCCCUGUGAAUUCUUGGCAUAAUGUUACAACACAAAACCUUACCUUUAUUCUGUAUCUGAAAUUCAAAGGAAGAAUGUUCUUCUGGAAAGUCGUCAUUAGUGCAUUCGCGCUGUGUACAACCCUGGUUGGAUGAAGACUUGAGGGACCCUACCUGGUGUUGUUAUGCUAAUUUAGACAGCAACUCGGAAGCGCUGAGCGUGACACUGGUACUCGCACCGAGUUCUCUGUGUCCAUCGCGCACAAGGCAUUCUUCUCCCAGCGAUGCGUGUACGUGAGGCAGUGACUGUAAUUGUUAUCACAGGAAAGUUUUACCCACAGCUUGGUUGGUGGCCUAGAUAUUCACUACAGUGACGUUUUCAGAUACAUAAAUACAUGUAAAAAUUUCUUAUUUUGACUAAGCUUGCAGGGCUUUGAAGAAAAAAAAAUUACCAAACUCUAAAAAUGUCUUGAAAGCUGGCAUCCCGCAUAGUUCAAAGGUUAUUUUUCCUCCCAGUUUGUGCAAAAACAGAUUGCAAAUAAACGUGAAAUAGUUGCCAAGGUGAGUAGUGUGGCGAUAGCAGUGCUGGCUGCAGAAAGGUUCCACUGGUGACUGGUGACAGGUGACAGGGGUGAAUGUGACAAUGUGCUCGUCCACCUGCGGAAUGGUCAUUAGCCGAUGCAUGUGCCGAGACUUCCGGGGGAGUUUGCUCUCCACUCGGCCUGAGGCCGUCUGCUGAUGGGAGGGAUGCUGCUUCUGUUGCUAACCUUGCCUCGCGAGUGUGUACGUUGUAACUGCGUAGUUUGUGUGCAUCAUCCUGUUUUCGUUCAACAAAUGAUCGCCAGGAAGGGGGAGUGACGCGGGCGAUGGACACCCAGCUUGCUGAAGAGUACAACAGUAAUGCCUUAUUCGUUAGUACUUAACCUUGGCUCGUCUUGACAAGGUCAGGCCUUCGUAGCAGGUGGGAACGGCAUGCUGUAGGAUUUUUUUAAAACGCGCUAGAAGUACAUGCUGAGUGUGUAGCUUGUAGCCAUGUACAUUGUGUGUGUGUGUGUGUGUGUGUCUCUUGUAGGUGAAAAUAUUGACAGUUGUCACAUGCUAGUUGUUCUUCAGUUUGUGCCCCAGAAGCGACAGUCUGAUGUGGGGUUGGUUCUGAUUUUGGGAUCGAAGUCGAUUCUUCCACUGUGUAGAAACGUCAAGGUUUACAAGCGAGAUAUACUUCCGUAGUAGCUGGUUACGCUGUACCUAUUUGUAUGUGAACUCACUGCAUGCAUUUCACCACUGCAUAAAAGUAUAUUGCUAAUGUUUGUAAAAUUAGAUUUUUUUAUAACUUUGAUUUAUCACGUGAAAGAGUUAAUUAAAGACAAGUCUGUUCAAACGUGUCAUGCAAGGAUGUUGGGUAACGGAAAUGAAACUACGUUCUGUGUCGGUAGUCAAAUGCUCUUUAAGAAUGAACAACAGGAAGAAAAUAGUUUAGCUCGGAUGCACAGCUGUGAUCAUCGUCCUGGGAAACUAGUCCAACCAAAUGACUGUCACGACUGCACUUCCGAGCAAAACUGUCUUCCUACGACAGCCUGCAAGUACUUGCGGCUGAAUUGUCUUGGGGUUAUUUUUCUAUCUUCCCAUGUUUGCAAAUUUUAUUUAUCAUAAUGUAAUUGUAAAUGCAGAUGUGUAAUCAUUUAUUCAUAUGUAAUAUUUUUUUUAAGUUAUGACUUAAUGAUGAUAUUGUACUAGCUUUGGUAGAGUAUAAUGUGUUUAUUAAGGGAUAGAAACCACUAAUUUGUUAACAUACUUGGAAAAAUGAGGUAGUUGUUAAAGGAACGGACCCAAGACCACACAAGUGUGACACUUCUGUCGCCAGACCCGAGUCGCACGCACGCAGACAGACCACUUACGUGGUGGUUCUAAACUGCUCCCAGGCACAGCAGAUAUUGUAAAUGUUGUUCGCUGAAAGAAGCAUGUUUGGCUUUUGCUAGAACAUUGACAUCCCUGAGUCUCUUACUGUUUGUAGGCAUUUUAACUAUUAAACAAAUAAAUGAGUUUGUUUUGUUUUAAGUUUAUAGAAUAUUACUGUUUUGAAAUUACUUGUUUUAGAUUACUAAGUGAACCUGUGGAGUAAAACUAAUGUUCGGAUACAAACAUCACUAUUAUAAUGUGAUCAAUGGUUUUGAUAUUACAAAUAAACCAAGUUAUAUGUAAAUCAAAGGAAUAUUCAGAGUUAAAAUGUGCUAAGCCAAUAAGACAGCUUGUUGGAAAAUGCUGUUCAGGUAUUCUUCGCUUUAUUAAGUAUGGUGUGUGUGCAUGGAAAUCACAAAUCUGGUUUCACUGUCUGAUGUUGGCAUGUAGACAAAUUAAUUUUCUAAAUGACAAAUGUAUCGCUGUGAGUGUUGUACAAAAGGUUUUAUUGGUUUCUGUGAGCCAAUGUUGGACAUGUUUGGAGCUUGCUUUUGGCUGGACUGCGAGUCGGGGUUGUACCGUAUUUGUAGUUUUCUAUUUUGCUCCGUUUCUCUCAAACCACUCGUAUACCAGUAUGUGUAACGAGUUGAGUGCAAGUACUGUCGAGUGCAUUUGAGCCGAAAGAUAUCAAUUUGAAAUUAAAGCCUUAACCAAUUUUUACUAAUAGAAUAUUGAUUGCAAGGAGUAAACUCAUUCUCAACUCGUGUUUUCUUUUUGACAUUUUUAAAUAAUAGAAACAAUACGAAUCCUAAUUACUUUCUUUAUCUGUUGAGAAUCUUCUUUGGUGUGGUUGUUAACGAAAAAGAACUCAUCUGUAAGUGCACAAUAUGUUUGAAACAACACAUUUGUUGCUGGGCUGUUGCAAUCACCCAUACCACCAUGUGCACACAAAAAAAAUUCAGUGGAUUUUUAAGACUGCCACUGCUUUCGAGUUGCCUUGCAUUAAGCACUUAUGCCCUUAUAUACUGUUUGCUGCACAGGAUAGAGAUCCAUAUUGGUAGUAAACUAUAAAGUACUUUAUGCGCGAAAGUAACUAGACUAUGGAAUAAAGAUGUAUAACGUGGACCAUACUUUUAGACUGGUAUAAAUAAAAAUGUGCACAUACUGCAGAUGUUGUUGCUGUAGUUCCGGGGUGUCACUAUACCACCGGUUUGGCAUGAAGCGGUAAGUGUGUGCUGGGGCGAAUGUGGCAUGGCUCUAGAAAGUAAAGAUCCAAACUUUUAUUUUGAGUUAAAGUAUUUAAAGCACUUAUUGGAAUGUUUUGUAGACUAUUUCUGAACAUGCACAAGAGCAGAUAAGGCAGGGUUAACACAUUUGUUGUUUAUCUUUCUGUAAACCAAUAACAAAGUACAGGCAGCAGACGCCAAGUAGGAAGUUCAUGUGGUAAUUCAAUGCAGUAAAUUAGUUAAUUCGACUUAUGGAAAAUUACAAAAAAAUAACUAUGAUCACAAUAUAAAUAAUUUUUUUAAAUUUAGUUUCAAUAACACAAAAAGUUUGUACAUUUUAAUCCAUUUUUUUUGCUUUGUUGGAAGUCACUUUAAACAAUCUUAGAAGCAAGAGCAAGUUACUGUUGCUAUCGUUGGGAGAGUGUUGGUUCUGUUCUCCCGUCCCUUAUCGUAGUCGCUGCCUCGUGCCGCGAGCUCUGGUGUCAUCUCGGGGGUCAGCUGUGCGGGAGUGGACCGGCCGCACAGUUGCUCGUAGUGCCAGGUUGUAGUUAUAUAUAGUAUAUCAGAUUUAGUGAAAAGCAAUUUAUGUAGUCGUGCAAAUCCUUUAAUCCAUUGUUUUUUGCCGAAUUUUUUUUUUUCCCCAUGGUGUAAGUAUGGAACUAAACCAGCUGUUAACCUCGCGAAAGCAGAACUACAAACGUACGUGCUACAAGAGCUGCGUGAACGUGUUGCCAACUUGUGAUUGGUUGUUUUUGUAUGUAAGCAUUUUGUAUGGAGUUGUUUGCCGAACGGUGCGUGGCUUGCGUCGCCAAUCGGCCGACAGGAAUCCUCGUGCACGGCGUAGUAACGAUAAAUCAGUUCAUCGUAACAUGUCUCUUUAAGAGCCUCCCGCAACUUUCUGUGGUUGGAGCGUUGGUUCAACAUCUAUCUAUACACUUGUACAUAUCAUUGUCUUGAAAUACUUACGUAGUGUACCGGAGAAACACAAGGCAUGUUUUGCUAGUGCACGUGAAUGUGUCAUGGUUCGGUAAUUUAGCUCUGGCCGUGGCUUCACUCAGCAUGAAGGGAAAGGUUGCUCAGGCUCUCCUGUCGGUUCUGAUUGGCGCGAGCCUUGCAGAAUCACGUGCUUGUGACAUCGCACUGUGCAAUAUGUUUCUGUAUAAAAAAGUUAUUGUUUUGUUUAAAAGGAGAUAUACUUGUACAUUGUCAGGAGUAGUUAAUUUUAGCUGUUAAUAAUACUAGCAUGUGUAAAAAGUAAACUUGAAGCUGUAAUGUUUAGUAAGGAUAUGAUGAGUGUUCAUUUGUUUGUCAAACUUUGAAGAUAUAGACAUUGUGAAAUAAAAAGCUUAACUGUAGGCCAUGUUUCGGUGUGAUUCUCGCGUGCCUGCUGGCACGGCAGGCGUGGGCCAUGCGGAUGUGUUUGGUCUGCAUUAUCAAAAAAAAACAAUAAGUUUAUACACACAAUGGGUAAUUACUGUUAGUAGUUAUGUUACCACUUUAUAUGACCCAUCAGAGUGAUGUUACAUGAGUAUGUUACUUGAAGUAGUGUUUUUCAAUUUUUUGUUUGUGCUAAAAUAAAAUAAAUGCUUAAAAAAUUUCCUGUUUGCAAUUAUCACGCACGCUUGUAUGAUUAUCACGAGCCGGUUUGAACUAGCGGAAUGUGAGAUGCGUUGUUUGCGCAUAUUGCGCACGUACAUGCAAGUCCAAUGGUUUAGUGAGAAAUAUGGGAAACCAGACAUAUUUAAUGUUCACAGCAGCCAAUUGCGCUGUGUGGAGUCGUUAAAGUUCCGAACAUCACGACCUUUGUAAAAAAAAGUGGUACAUAGCCUAUAUAUUUAAUAUAUUAGCAUACCGUGCACUUAAAAAACCUUCAUGUGACAGUUGUUUGGACAGAUACAGGCACAUCCUUGGAAGAUGAAGAUCUAUCUAUGAUACGAACAUGUUUGUCGAGACUUUUUACCAUUUUUAAACUAUAAUCUUUAAUGUUAAAAUGUUUAUAGGUGUGUGUAAAGCUUCGUAAAAUUAAGUAAAUUUAAAGAUUUUUUUUUAAAGGCUUAAUACGUGUAUACAAAAUAGCAAACAGUGAGUAUGUAAAAGUUUUCAGGCCUCAGGUCAGGUUUGGGAAAUCAAAAGAUUUUGUGAGAUUUAUUUUUAGUAACAUCUUAAGCCAAUAUAUUUAAUUUUCUGUUUGUUCGUUCAACUGUUGAGAGAGUAUACACACUGCAUAGAGUCAUUCAUAACUCAUAAGUAAUGCCAGCCCAGUGAUCACUUUACUUCAAAAUAUAUCAUAGAGAAGAAAACUUGAAUAGAUCUAAAUGUGAUCACUCAUUUCCAACGUAACCUCACACUUGACUGCUCACGGAACUGCUACCGGCAGUUAUGUGCGUCGUGCGUGGCUGAUCAAAAAAGGGCAAAAAGACAUUCGCCCAUUAUGCCAUUAAUGCUAGCAGGCAGGAGAGAGGAAUGCACAUACAGUCUGAGUUUUACAUUUUUGUGAUCCAGCAAUAGGAACUGACUGUACCUCCAACUUUUCCCUUCUUCUACCUGAAUGCCUCUUGUAAAAGAACAGCAAGCUAUUAACAAAGGGAAAGCCGUGCACUAAAACAGUUUCGGGCAUCUUACUUAUGUUUGUUAUAAUUUCAUUUGCUCAACAUAUGUAUUAGAGGAAGAAAGAUUCUACAAUUCUACAGAGGACAUCCAUCUGUAAUUGUUUCUUCAUGUUAAGCUGCAUAUAUGUACUUGAAGCAAGAGGGAGUCAGCAACAUUUUCAUACCAAAUUCUAAGACUGUUUAUGUUAAUUUAAAGCUUUAUGCUUAUACCAUUUUGGUUUCAAGGCAAAACCGUUCUUAACUAUAAGGAAUGAUUGUAACAUUUACACCUCUAUUCAUAUUCAGUGUAUGCCGAUGAAAGACCUACUUUAGUACUUAAAGUUGUAUCUACCUAAUUUUCAUAAUGUAGCAAAAAUUCAAGUGCUCUAUCUCAUUCAAAGACACAUGUUUCUGGAAAAAAAACCUUGUAAUUUUUUUUUAUUCUCUUAUCAUAAUUUUUUUCUUUAAACAGGCAUUACAUUGUAUCCAGCCUACAUGAACAUAGCAUGAAGUCAUGCAAUAUUGUUUGCUUGGCAUGAACAUUGUAUCAUUCUCUAAACCAGUCAAAAUCAGACAAUAAAACUCUUUCUUAUUCUAUGAA